This is a messenger RNA of Suillus subalutaceus, 1936 nucleotides long. Its product is annotated as tryptophan synthase beta subunit-like PLP-dependent enzyme. Gene Ontology annotation, biological process: L-threonine biosynthetic process. Bases 230 to 1762 code for a protein of 510 amino acids. Gene Ontology annotation, molecular function: threonine synthase activity; pyridoxal phosphate binding. The record is from RefSeq and is a predicted model, not a curated record. NCBI's taxonomy places the organism in Eukaryota, Fungi, Basidiomycota, Agaricomycetes, Boletales, Suillaceae. The transcript has 4 exons.
CUAGAAGCACAUCACUAGGUAACUACAGCAUAAUAGACAAUCCGAAUUCAAUUGGGCCACCCUAAGCAAUUUCUCAUUCGUGAAGGCUCUGUCGCAGCACAGGCUAGCCUUGAUCUUGGAAGAAGAUCAAUGGAUGUGAUGUGAUCGAUGAAAUGAAGUCACCUGCUUUUUCGGUUAGAUCACUGACUCGAUCAUGCCAACGCGACUUGCCAUCUAGCCAUCAUUAAACAUGAAGUACUUUUCGACUCGUGGAGGCUCAGUAGAACUCACUUUCGAAGAGACAGUGCUUGCCGGUCUCGCACCAGACGGUGGAUUGUACAUCCCCGCAUCAAUACCACAGCUCCCAGCUAACUGGCAGAAAGCCUGGGCUAACAAGAGUUUCCCCGAGCUUAGCAUCGAGAUCCUCUCACUUUUCAUCUCUGCAGAUGAGAUCUCUCAAACAGACCUAGCUGCCCUCGUCCAUGCCACGUACAACGACUCCGCAUGGCGCCAUCCCGAUAUCACCCCUCUCCAUCCUCUCACCACCAACAAGUACAUCCUUGAGCUUUUCCAUGGGCCCACGUAUGCAUUCAAGGAUGUUGCACUCCAGCUCCUGGGCAACCUCUUCUCCUACUUCCUCCAGCGUCGCAACAAUGCAAAAUAUCCUGGAGAGGAGAGGGAGACGCUGACUGUCGUGGGUGCGACGAGUGGUGAUACAGGGAGCGCUGCCAUCUACGGGCUGCGUGGCAAGCCUGACGUGUCCAUAUUCAUUCUGCACCCCAAGGGUCGCGUCAGCCCUGUCCAAGAAGCUCAAAUGACUACUGUGACGGAUGAAAAUGUACACAACAUUGCUGUGAAGGGAACCUUUGACGAUUGUCAGGACAUCGUCAAAGCCCUCUUCGCUGACACAACCUUCAACGCGAAACACCACCUCGGCGCUGUCAACAGUAUAAACUGGGCCCGCAUCCUCGCCCAAACAGUCUACUACUUCCUCUCCUACUUCGCCAUUCGCCGUACCCUCCCCACCGACGCUGAGCUACAGUUCAUUGUCCCAACUGGUAACUUCGGCGACAUCCUAGCAGGCUAUUACGCUAAGCGUAUGGGCCUGCCAGUGGCCAAACUCGUUAUCGCUACAAACGCCAACGACAUCCUCACUCGCUUCUGGAAGACAGGGCGAUAUGAAAAGGUGGACUCGAAUUCCUCGUCAGCUGCAGUGGGGGGCGUGGUAGAGACUCUAUCGCCUGCCAUGGAUAUCCUCGUAUCAAGCAACUUCGAGCGCCUAUUGUGGUACCUUGCCUUCGGGAAUGCACAGAACACCAACACCGGAGGGGAUUUGCGUGAGAAAGCCUGUCAGACGGUGAAAGGCUGGAUGGACGACGUAAAGUUUAUCGGGCGCGUCGUCGUCCCAGAUUCAGUGCUCGAGCUGGCAAGGAGGGAUUUCACGGCUGAGAGAGUCGAUGAUAAACAGAUCCGCCAAACGAUCCGGGAGUACUACACCUCGCAAUCCUACACCGCAGACCCACACACCGCAGUAGGGCUGCACGUCGCAGGCGUCCUCUCCCCCCCACCCAACACCAUCCAAAUUAUCCUCUCCACUGCACACCCCGCAAAAUUUUCUGAGGCAGUCACGAGCGCACUGGAUGGCGUGCCAGGGUUCGACUUUGACUCGGUGCUUCCCGAGGCGUUUAAGACGCUGCUGACGAUGGAGCGUCGCGUGAUAGAGGUUGAAAGGCCUGAUGUGGAGCUUGUGAAGGGUGUCGUGGAACAGUUUGCGGUUGUGUGAGUGCUUGAUGGUGUGGGGUUCCCCGAGACUGGGGCAUCAAAAACAACGUUUGUUGUGCAAAAGAAAGGUCCAUUUAGAUGCGGAUCUUGUAUACCAGUGAUAGCAAUUGUGCAUUAUCGUCGAUAUAGGGGAGGGUCUCCCUCCCUCCAAUAUUUGAGGAUCAAGGUGCUUUAA